This is a messenger RNA of Trichoplusia ni (cabbage looper), 902 nucleotides long. RefSeq lists its product as uncharacterized. The transcript is spliced from 4 exons. Lineage: Eukaryota; Metazoa; Arthropoda; Insecta; Lepidoptera; Noctuidae. The record is from RefSeq and is a predicted model, not a curated record. The coding region runs from base 382 to 822 and encodes 146 amino acids.
UUAUUGAUCAAACUAUUUCUUUGUAGAAUGGUCUUUAGGCUUGAAAUAAGAACUCUUUCCAUGGUGAGGAUUUUAACCAUUUUUUCACGUGCGAAAGGGCGCCCAGACUUAUAACAAGCGCUUAAUCUACAGAAAUCCAAUCCGCGUCAUCUACAGUAUUCACUGUCAUGGUGACCUUAAUAAGUCAGCCAUCUAUGCAGUCAAGCUAUAGGCAAAGUUCCAAAUCAAUCAGUUUUCUAGUCCAACUAAAAGUAUCUUAUUUUGUUUCGACACAGUUACAUUAGUGAAAAAAAGCAAAUCCGGGCUCAACUCAGCGCAGAAAACCGGGAGGAAAAGGAAUUGGCAAAGUCGCUAGACGAAAAGGGCAGACUCAUAAUAGAAAUGAGAACUUCACUUCAACAAAUAAAUGAACUCCUAUCCAGUGUUGGUGCUCCGAAUGUGCCCCGGCCGUUCACCGACGUGCCGCCAGCCAUCCAGUACGCUCUGGAAGAUGUUCUACAGACAGUGCCCGAAGUAGAAUCAGAUUUUGACAAGUUGAUACUCACGGCUAAACAGAAGCUCGGUGUGCUGAUCCAAGCCGUGUCCAAGAUGGAGGUGACUCCGGAGGUGAGGUUGAACGCGAGCAUGUUCUACCACCAGAUACUGGCCAGAGCCAUGAGGGAGAACUACAAAGAUGAUGUCAUCCUAGAAGGAGGACUGAUCGAGUUUGAAAUGGAGGAUCCGAAUGUGCCAAGCCGGGCAGUAAUAAAGCUUCGCAGUAAGCAGCUUGUCGACGCCCAAGUAAGUGAAUUCGACGUGCCAGAUGUCCCUGCCAAGAAGUAAUCCGAUGAACAAAACUUGUGAAUUACAGCAUAUAUUUGUUAAAUCGUACCAAAUUUCUCAUAAAUUAACUUUUGAUAUUA